CUUCCGGUCUGGUGCCUGAAACUCCCUAGACCUGUUCGCUUCCGUAAUUGCAGAAUCGAUCCCUUCUCACGGCAUCAGAGUAAAGUGCGAUAAUGAACAAGGACAGCAAUCAAGUGACUAAAAAGAUUUUGGAUCUAACUCUAGAGAUCAUCUACCUGCUGACUGGAGAGGACCAUGUGGUUGAGAAGAAACAUGGUUCAAGUAUACUGGACUGCUGCAGUCCAAGUAGAUCAGAAACAUUCUGCAGGACCCAGAGCCCCAUCAAUGUGCCUCCAGCCCCCUUCAUGAGCCACGAGCAGAAGAUCCUGGAACUGACCAAUCAGAUCAUCCACCUGCUGACUGGAGAGGUUCCUAUAAGAUGUGAGGAUGUCACUAUCUAUUUCUCCAUGGAGGAGUGGGACUAUAUAGAAGGACACAAGGAUCUCAAGGAUGUGAUAAUGGAUAACCACCAGCCUCACAGCUUACUGGCAGAUAAUUGUAUACAUGAUGACUUCCGAACCCUUAAAUGUAUAUUGCCUGAUUUAGAAAACAAAAUCAUUGAUGGAGGGACGUUUCCAAAGUUCAACAAAUCUAGCAAAAGACAUUUGUGUGAAGAAGUAAGUCUCCACAACAUUUUUCCACCCAAAGAAUAUACAGAGACAGACUAUCCAUCUACUCAUAUUAAGGAUGAGCGAGCCUUGUGGGAACUCAUAGACCAUCCACAGACAGGACAUCCAUCUGCUUUUAUUAAGGAUGAGCCAACUUCAUGUAAAGGAGAACAUCUCACAGACAUUUCUACACCCAAAACACAGUCAGAAUAUCCAUCUACUCAUAUUAAGAAAGAACCAGUCUCAUUGGAAGAAGGUUAUCACAAAAAUGGUGACCUUUACAUUUGCCCUGAAACUAUAAAGGGAGAAGACACAUUUACAUAUAUUGCAGAUUGUAUAAAUUCAAAAAAUAGAACGUAUAACAAGUUCCUAACUGAAUCAAGAAACCUCGAUACAAAUCUUAAUUAUACAUCUGGUAACGUUUCCCAGGUCACAUACAAAACAGAGGAAAUAUUUAUCUCUACUGAGAGCUUCAAAAAUAUUUUAAAAAACACACAGGGUAUCACGGAGCCGUCAACUGACACAGAAAAUAAAAACUGUUCUGAAACAGGAAUGGACAUUUUUUCUAAGCCGGAGUUUGUUAUUCAUGAGGCAAAUUGUAGAAGAGAGAAGCCAAUUGUGUGUUGUGAAUGUGGGAAGAAUGUAAGCCAGCUGUCAAGUCUUAAACAGAGGAUUCGAGCAGGAGAAAAACCAUUUAAAUGUACUGAAUGUGGAAAAUGUUUUAACCGAAAGCAGGAUCUUAACAGGCAUCUGAAGUUCCACUCAGGGGAGAAACCAUUUUCAUGUACUUAUUGUGGGAAAUACUUUACCCUAAAACAUGAUCUUAUUUCUCAUCAGAGAAUUCACACCGGUGAGAAACCAUUUAAGUGCAAGGAAUGUGGGAAAUGUUUUAGCCGGACUGCAAAUCUCGCUGCACACAGGAGAAUUCACACAGGAGAAAAGCCCUUCAGUUGCACUGAAUGUGGGAAAUGUUUUACCUUGGCCUCACAGCUUGCUUCACAUAAACUCAUUCACACAGGAGAAAACCCAUUUAAGUGCGCUGACUGUGGGAAAUAUUUCAACUUAAAGUAUGAUCUUUUGAGACAUCAAAGGAUUCACACAGGAGAGAAACCAUUCUCGUGUUCUGAGUGUGGGAAAUGUUUUACCCAAGCUGCACACCUUUCUAGGCAUCGAAAGAUCCAUACAGCAGAAAAAGCUAUUAAAUGAAAUGUUUGUGGGCAUGCUUGGUUAAUUUGUGUUAAUCUAGUAUUCGCUGUAACAACCAUUACUAUAUACAGUGCUACCCAGGGGCAGACUAAGAUCUCUGGGAAAUUGGCCAUGAACUCAAGCUCUGUGAGGCCUACCUGUACCAAUGUGAAUGGGAGUUCAGAGAGCUCCCCAAACAGCCUGUUCACAGUAAAGGGGCCGGUAUGUCCAUCCAUGGAGUCCUAUUGUACUAAAGGGAAAAAGACAGCUGGAACAUCCAAAGGGAAGUCUCCCACAAGGUCCCUAUGCGAAGCAUGUGACAAGAGGGCCCUGGAGGGGAAGCUCCUAUGCUCAGAUUACCCACAGGCCGCAGGAUGUCCCGCAUCAUCCACCCCGGAUUUUAUGCAAAUUAUUCAGAAUGCUGUAUCCCAAGGCAUUAGAGAGGCUGGCAGAGCCCACAAAAGGCCUAGCAAUCCAGAUCCUCCCGACUACUUCCAAUACGACUCUUCGGAUGUAUCUAUGGAGGAGACAUACAGGGAGAGGUCAUCUUCCUCGGAUGAGGAAAGACAGCACGCUCCUGACACUUUGGACCCAACCGAAGUGGAUCACUUAAUUUCCAGGGUCCGCAAGUCUCUGAGCAUGAAGGAACCUUCAAGAGAAGAGCCUUCUACGUCCAGUCACUACUUUUCUGACCUCAGAAGAAAGAGGGUUACCUUCCCGGACGCAGGCCACUGGGAGUCAGCCCCUAAAGUGGAUGCAGCGGUGGUAAGACUGGCCAAGUGCACCACAUUGCCAGUGGAUAAUGCAGGAUCUCCAAGAGACUCCAUGGAUAAGAAGAUGGACUCCAACCUGUCCAGGGCCUAUAUGGCAGCAGGCACAGGCCUCCACCCCGCGGUAGCCCUUACCUCAGUCUCCAGAGCUUUGAAGAUCUGGCUGGAGGGCUUGGAGGAGGAUAUCCAAGAGGUACUCAAGAUUAAACCUCCUAUCAAGCCAUUUGCUCCCCCAUGGGAUCUACCCCUGGUAUUGCAAGCCAUGAAGUCAGCUCCCUUCGAACCCUUGGAGUCCAUCUCUCCUCAUCUUCUUACCAUCAAGACAGUUUUGCUGGUGGCGUUAGCAUCAGGGAGAAGGGUUUCGGAGAUCAGUGCCUUAUCAGUCAAAGAGCCUUUCACAGUGUUUCACAGAGACAGGGUGAUUCUAAGAACCAUCCCCGAAUUUGGCACUAAGGUAACCAUGGCGUUUCAUGUGAAUGAAGACAUAGUGCUUCCAGCCCUGACGCAAGAAGAACAUUCCCCAGAAGGAGAUCUCUUGGCUGGCGUUCUUCGGAUCAGCUAUUCAUCAUCCCGCAUGGGGCUAGGAGAUGUCGCCAAGCUUCUAAAGAUCAUUCAGGCUUACCGUGCCAGUGGGGUUCCAGUACCUAGCGGUCUAAAGGCUCACUCGACCAGGUCCCUUUCCUCCUCUUGGGCAGCCGCAGCGAGAGUCUCUCCAGAACUUAUCUGCAAAGCAGCUACAUGGUCUUCAGCGAACACCUUUAUUCGACAUUAUCAACUAGAUGUCAGAGCGGGUCAAUGGGAAAAGUUUGUGAUAAUGAACAAGGACAGGAAUCGGGAGGCUGAGAAGAUCUUGGAUCUAACACUGGAGAUCAUCUACCUGCUGACUGGAGAGGAUCAUAUGGUUGUGAGAAAGACCGGUGUGAGCAGUCAUCAGAUACCAAAAGCAUUCAGCAGAAUCCAGAGGCUGAGAACAGUGACUCCGCCCAACUGUCCAGUAAAUGGCAGAAUCAAUGACCAAAAGAUCCUGUAUCUCACCAACAAAAUCAUUGAGCUGCUGACUGGAGAGGUUCCUAUAAGAUGUGAGGAUGUCACGGUUUAUUUCUCCAUGGAGGAAUGGGAGUAUAUAGAAGCACACAAACACCUCUACAAUGACGUGAUAAUGGAGAACCACCAGUCACUCUGUUCACUGGAAAAAUGCGUACCUGUUGGAUUUCUCACCUCUGAUUCGUUGCCUGGUUUUGAACCCAACUUUCAGGUUGGUUAUAAAACGUGUGGUGAAGGAAAAUCACUAAAAGUCAACAAACCUAGCAAAAGUCAGUUUUGCAAAGACUUGAAUCUCAGAAGCACAGACAUUUUUACUCACAGAGAAUAUAGAGAGGCAGAAUAUGCAUCUACUCAUAGUAAAGAGGAAUCAGCCUCAUGUGAAGUAGGAAAUCUCACAGACAUUUCUAUACUCCUAGAACAUCCACCGACAGAUUAUUUACAGCUACAUAUUAAAGAAGAACCAGGUGUAUGCCAAGGGAAACCACUCCCAGAUCCUGACCGUUCUAUUCACACUGAACAGAUGGAAAAUACUCUUACUUAUAUUGAAGAUUGUCUAAAUUCAAAAACAAUAACUCCUAACAAGUUCUUAAUCGAAUCUAGGAACAUUGGUAAAAAAAUUAAUUUUAGAUCAGGUAAAUGUCCGAUUACAUACAACACAGAGGAAAUACUGAACUCUACUGAUCGUCUGAAACAUUUUAACAAGAACUCUGAGCUCAUCAAGCGUCAUUCAGCUGAUAAUGAGUUUGUUGUAAAUGAGACAAAUGAGAAACAACAGAAGACUCACACAGGAGAGAAACCAUUCAAAUGUCCUGAAUGUGGAAGAUCCUAUACAUGGGCUUCACAACUUGCGUCACAUAGAAGGAAUCACACAGGAGAAAAACCAUUUAAAUGCACUGAGUGUGGUAAAUGUUAUAUUUGGGCCUCACAACUUGCUUCACAUAAAAGGGUUCACACAGGAGAAAAACCAUUUAAAUGUGUGGAUUGUGGGAAAUGUUUUAACUUAAAGUGUGAUCUUAUAAGGCACCAAAGGAUUCACACAGGAGAAAAACCUUUUGCAUGUUCUGAAUGUGGGAAAUGUUUUAAUCAACACUCUAACCUUAGCCACCAUCAGAAGUUUCAUAAAGGUGAAAAACCAUUUAAAUGUGUGGAUUGUGGGAAAUGUUUUAACUUAAAGUAUGAUCUUAUGAGGCACCAAAGGAUUCACACAGGAGAAAAACCUUUUGCAUGUUCUGAAUGUGGGAAAUGUUUUAAUCAACACUCUAACCUUAGCAACCAUCAGAAGUUUCAUAAAGGCGAAAAACCAUUUAAAUGCACAGAAUGUGGGAAAUGUUUUAAAGUAAAACAAUAUCUUAUCAGACAUCUGAAGUUUCACACAGGGGAGAAACCAUUCUCAUGUCCUGAAUGUGGUAAAUGUUUUACAUUGGCUUCUCAGCUUGCAUCUCAUAAAAAGAUUCACACAGGAGAAAAGCCAUUUAAAUGUACUGAAUGUGGGAAAUAUUUUAAUUUAAAGCAUGAUCUUGUGCGGCAUCAGAAGAUUCAUACAGGAGAAAAGCCAUUUUCAUGUUGUGAAUGUGGGAAAUGUUUUACCCAGGCCGCACAUCUUUCUAGACAUCGGAAGAUUCAUGUAGCAGAAAAACCUGUUUAGAUGCAUGGAAUGUGAUAAAUGUUUUAUCCUCAAUUUCAAAGGAAUCCUACAAGAAAAGGCAAUGUAAAGCGAUACUUCUAGCACCACACCACCAUCUUUUGCUUAGCGUAUGUACAUUGGGCAGAUGGAUGUUGUAGAAGUCAUCACCUCCUCAGUGGUAUUCUAUGAAAUAAUGCCUUUUAUUUUAUAUAUAAAAUCACACCUAUGUGGUGUUACACGUGUUCUAGGUAUUAAUCCUAAUUAUAAUUUUUUUUUAUUUUAAUAUACAAUUUUA
Messenger RNA from Pelobates fuscus (common spadefoot toad), 5505 nucleotides. RefSeq lists its product as uncharacterized. Gene Ontology annotation, biological process: regulation of DNA-templated transcription. The record is from RefSeq and is a predicted model, not a curated record. Gene Ontology annotation, molecular function: DNA binding. NCBI's taxonomy places the organism in Eukaryota, Metazoa, Chordata, Amphibia, Anura, Pelobatidae.